This is a messenger RNA of Perca fluviatilis (European perch), 3524 nucleotides long. RefSeq names its product forkhead box B1a (gene foxb1a). Bases 408 to 1349 code for a protein of 313 amino acids. Lineage: Eukaryota; Metazoa; Chordata; Actinopteri; Perciformes; Percidae. Gene Ontology annotation, molecular function: RNA polymerase II cis-regulatory region sequence-specific DNA binding; DNA-binding transcription factor activity, RNA polymerase II-specific. Gene Ontology annotation, biological process: cell differentiation; anatomical structure morphogenesis; regulation of transcription by RNA polymerase II. The record is from RefSeq and is a predicted model, not a curated record. The transcript has a single exon.
GCAAUUGUCAUGUGAUAGCAAAGAGGUGGCACAUUAAUGGAGCGCCUCUACAGGGGUCUUUUCUGCUCAUGUCACUACAUAAAACUAUCAGAUGGUUAGAGGAAGGCCAUGGAGGCAUCCACUUAGCUCGUCGAGGACGCCAAAUGAUAUUCAGCUCUGCUAGCGGGACAAGCUGACUUACUUUGCAAGAAAGACUUACAGCAGCCGUCACUCCAUAAAUGUGCACCGUCCGCCCGCCUGCACACUGCAGAGGCGCUCAACCUGGCUGUUUUACGCACAACGCAACUCCUGCAUUGCCGGCAUUGAAACUUUCCUCAGCGGUUGUUUUCAUGAAGAGCGACAAGCUUUCGUCAAGGAAUUAAGGGAGACUACUUUUUUUUUGUAUUGCUUUUCUGAAAAUAUCGAGGAUGCCUCGCCCAGGGAGAAACACGUACAGCGACCAGAAGCCACCUUACUCCUACAUCUCCCUCACUGCCAUGGCGAUCCAGAGCUGCCCGGAGAAGAUGCUGCCUCUCAGUGAAAUUUACAAGUUCAUCAUGGAUAGAUUCCCUUACUAUAGAGAAAACACUCAGCGGUGGCAAAACUCUCUGCGACACAACCUGUCCUUCAACGACUGUUUCAUUAAAAUCCCCCGGCGCCCAGAUCAGCCAGGCAAGGGCAGCUUCUGGGCUCUGCACCCCAGCUGCGGGGACAUGUUUGAGAAUGGAAGUUUCUUGAGACGCCGCAAAAGGUUCAAACUGUUGACUUCAUCUGAUCAUUUGGCCCCGAGUAAGCAGUCGGAUGCUGCCCAUUACCUCCAACAGCAAGCUAAACUGAGACUGAGCGCCCUGGCAGCCACUGGCACACACCUUCCCCAAAUGUCAACUUACAACCUCGGAGUGUCUCAGUCCUCAACUUUUAAGCAUCCGUUCGCCAUCGAGAACAUCAUCGCCAGAGAGUACAAGGUCCCGGGGAGUCUGGCGUUCUCCACCAUGCAGUCCAUGUCUGCCGGGUACCCGCUCCACAACCAGCUGACGACCGCCUGGCCCCACAUGUACAACACCAGCAUGAUUGACACGUCGGCCCCAAUCUCCAUGGCGAGCAGCGACUACAGCGCCUAUGGCAUGCCCAUCAAGUCCCUGUGUCACGGGGGUCAGUCGUUACCGGCCAUCCCUGUGCCAAUCAAGCCCACCCCGACCUCCAUGGCCGGUUUCUCGGCGUUACCUCCACACAUCCCCGCGUUUCUAUCAAACUCUCCACAGUCUCUGAGCCCGACGUCCCCACAGACAGCAACGAGCCAAAGCAGCCCUGCAACCCCGAGCGAGACUCUGACGAGCCCCUCCACACUGCAGUCUGUGGCUGUGCACUGACCAGCGACACUCUCCCCAGUAAACGAACUGCUGGCCGGCUUCCCAGGCCCCUUUACUAAUCCCAAAGUUUAUAUUUUCUGUCGUCGGAAACUAUCAAGGCGAGUUGCAGUUGCAUAUCGAAUUAUUUGUGUAUGUGUUGAAUGUGUCGCUUUAAAUUGUGUCAUAGAAGUCCAGCACAGAAUCGCACAGCGAAGUAUUGCUCUUGAAAAUAUAAAUUAUUUGAUAGUUAUAUUUUUCAGUUUAUUGUGAAAUGUGAGUGUUGAAAGUGGAGCCACUGAUGGGAUCCAGGGGACGUUUUGUUUUGGCACCAUCAACUCUGAUUUGAAGUGCUUGCAAUUCCCGUGGCAUUUUUUUUCUUCAGUUUUAUCAAAUAGCAAAACUUUUGCACCGUUUCUGUGUGACCACUGUUAAUGUCAAUGAAAUUGCGAGGCAAUGGCUCUGUUGUUUUUUUUUUUUUUUGCUUUUUAAUACUGGAAUGAUGGAUAAGGGUAUACCAAAUAGGACUAGGAUUUAGAUUUGUUCUUACCAUCCCUGUAAAAAAAAGAAAGCAAAAUGAGUUAUCAAAUCUUUUCAAAAUGGAAAAGUAGUAUUUGAGACGUCCUCAAAAUGCAAGAUGUGAAUAUUUGCAAAUAACUGAUACUGAAAUGUUGUAAGAUGCACUUUUUAGUUUUAUGUUUUAGAUAUCUAUUUUCCAGAAAAUGUUCUGUGAAGCAUUUAAUUUAAAAGGCUGUGGUGACCAUGUGUAUCAGAUGCUGUAAAUUUGUACUUUUGUUUUUUAGGUAAAAGCAUGCAUUCUAAAAAUUUGUGUUGGUACUGUUGUUGUUAUUGUUGUUUUUUGUUUGUUUAAUUUUUGCAAGCAUGCGUGCUUUUGAAAAGUGUGCAAACAGUCUGCAAUGAAUUGGAAAAAAAAAACUGGUCAUCGAAAUAUUUUCUCAUUAAAAGUGAAGUAAACAAUCAAAAAUGUUUCUGAAGAUUUCAUCUAAGACGAUGUCACAUAUUAUUGUUUAUAUUAUUAUUAUUAUUAUUAUUAUUAUUAUUAUUAUUAUUUAUAUUAAUACAGGUCUCAUAAAGUUAUUAUUCAAUUGGCAGCACAUGUUUUUAUCGGAUAGGCCUACCACUUAAAUUUUUCACAAAACAAUAAUAUUAAAUAAUAAUAAUAUUAAUAAUAAUAGUCUUUAAUAAAGACAAUGAUAAUAAUAACAAUACUUUGAUCUGUCUUGUAUCCUGACUUGAGAGUGUGAGAGUUAGAGAGAAGCAGUGGGGAGAGAAAUGAAUCGUGCAGUCGAUUAGGAUGCAUGGAGUUGCGAUGCCAUGGUCACAGCGCAGACAACUGGGCUCAUUCAUCAAGCUGUAGGCUAAACACAAUUAAGCCCAACAAUAAACAUUUACAAAAGCUGCACACAGUGUCCGAAUUAAUGCCGUUGCAUAUUUUCGACUUCAAAUGUCAUAGAGGGCAGUUAAAUAGCCUAAGUGUCCUGUUGAUUUUUUCGACUGUUUCGACCUUAUAUUUACAUCUUAUUCCGGGGAACUUUAUUCAACAGGUUUAUAAAUACAGACGGAGAAUUUGUAGCAAACAAAGUGCAAAAUUUAGUUUUAUUCUUUCAUUCGAUUUGUUUGCCGGAUAAAAAAAAACGCGCUUAACUGCCUCCCCUAUAGAAAGCAACAGCCUAUUUCGGGGUAUUAAACAAAUACAUUAGAAUUCCGUCACUAUAUGCAAUCGAGUAGAUCAAAUAAAGGGUCUCGGGCCACUUCAUUCUCCUUCAUUCACUUGAAUUGAAAGUGCAAAGAAUAGCAAACUUAGACUGGGCCACCAAUGUAGAUUUAGCCUUUUUUCAGCAAGACAAAAAGACUGAUUUUUCACAAACACAUUGCUGACUGGGGAACUAGGAAACGAGCUGCAAGACCCUUUUGGAAUUUAAAUCCACCCCUCCCCCAUGGACUGUUUGGACAACAGUGUUAGUUUUUUUCGCCCCGCUUUGUGCAUUUCUGUGUGUAACAUUAAUUCUGACUCUGGAUGAUUAAAUGUAUUGAAACUGCAACGGCAGAUUACAAGCUUUUAUUUUGGAUCAGAUUGAAUUUUUCUGGCUGGUCAUUACAAUUACAAUUUAAAUCACAUUAACACACAUAGAACUUUUUCAUUGAGAAUAUAGAAGCAAUGACAUCCAGCAACUGAAA